ACUAUCUUCCGGCCCUCCUCGUUGUGGCUCACCGCUCGGAUUGUCACCUUGUCCUUCUUGCCGUCGAUGGGUUUCAUCGUGAUUAACUGUGAUUCGCGAGUUUUCUUGUUUUGUUUGAGUGAGUGAGUGAGAUGGGAGUCGUUUCGUAGUGGGUGUAUAUAUGGAGGAACAGGGUUCGGAUAACACUGGAAGGUGCUGGAACAGGCGAAGCUUCGAGUUUUUGCCAUGUGGUGCUGUAGAAGAUUCCCACGUUGUGUUACAUUCUUCUGUGGUGAUGAACGCCUUUUUUACCUUGGAAUCUGUACUCCAGCUGAUCUUAACAAUGAUAACAAAGAAACAGGAAGUGACUCUGGCCUUUCACUAGAGAAGCUAAGUCUCCAACCACGAAAGAAGCUUCUUGUUCUCAGUCUCAUUGGGCUUCUACUCUACCUGGUUUACAGGAAAAACAAGGCUAAAUUUCCAACUACUCGAGAUCCUGAUGCCAGAUUUUCAAGUCAACUGGUUUUCAAAAGACCUUUUGCUGCAGAGUUUGUGGAAUUCUGCCUUGAACGAUUUGAAGUGGCAGUAUGGUCUUCAACGUGUGAAUUAGGUCAGUCUCAAUGUACAGAUUCUGGGUUCAAGUCCUUGGAGAAAAGAAUGAAGCCGCUAUUUUUCAAAGAACUGAAGAAAGUGUGGUAUCAUUUCGGCGGAAAGUAUUCUGAAUGGGAUACUUUGUUGAAUGAUCAACCUUACAAGACUCUACUCAAUCCUGCUCACAUAGGGAUUUUUCUGGAAUCCUACAAUCCUGACCUUGCUAGUGAUAAUUUAUUGGUAAAUCCAAAUGGACAGUUAGGGUUGUAUUUGGAUGGCCUUGCGGCUGCGACCAAUGCUCAAGUUUAUGUGAAGGAGAACCCUAUUGGACUGCCUGCAAUUUCAACAGACCAUCCUGAUUGGAAUUUCUACUCUGAAGUCCUUCGAGGGAUUAAGGGAGAAAGUGAGGAAAAGAUUACGUUCCAGCAACAAGAGUCUUGA
This is a messenger RNA of Rosa chinensis, 1011 nucleotides long. RefSeq lists its product as uncharacterized. Gene Ontology annotation, molecular function: phosphoprotein phosphatase activity. NCBI's taxonomy places the organism in Eukaryota, Viridiplantae, Streptophyta, Magnoliopsida, Rosales, Rosaceae. The record is from RefSeq and is a predicted model, not a curated record.